AUGGACUCGCUUGCCGGGUACGUAUACAAAGCGGCUGCUGAGGGCCGAGUCCUGACGCUGGCCGCCCUGCUGCUCAACCACUCCGAGGCCGAGACACGAUAUUUACUGAGUUACGUGACUCACCUGGCUGGCCAACGGUCAACUCCUCUCAUCAUUGCAGCUCGAAACGGACACGACAAAGUUGUGAGGCUGCUGCUGGAUCACUACAGGGUGGAUACUGAACAGACUGGCACAGUCAGAUUUGAUGGGUUAGUAUUCAUGAAUUGAAUCAUUGGUCAUUCAAUUGUGUGAUUACACUUUAUUUCUGCUGGCAAUGGUCGGAAAUUAAGCACCUUAAUUGACUUUCAUGUCAAAUGCAUCAUUUGCUGGUUAAUUCAUUUGACCCAUCUCUUCUCUCUCCUUCAGGUAUGUCAUUGACGGGGCCACCGCGUUGUGGUGUGCGGCUGGCGCAGGACACUUUGAGGUGGUCCGCCAGUUGGUGUGCCACCAGGCUAAUGUCAACCACACCACUGUCACCAACUCCACCCCCCUGAGGGCGGCCUGCUUUGACGGGCGCCUGGACAUUGUGAAAUACCUGGUGGAACACCAGGCCAACAUCAGCAUCGCCAACAAGUACGACAACACCUGCCUGAUGAUCGCCGCCUACAAGGGCCACACAGACGUGGUGGGCUUUCUGCUGGAGCACGGUGCCGACCCCAACGCCAAGGCCCACUGCGGGGCCACCGCCCUGCACUUUGCUGCCGAGGCAGGCCACCUGGACAUCGUGAAGGAGCUGGUGCGCUGCCAGGCAGCCAUGGUGGUGAACGGCCACGGCAUGACGCCGCUCAAAGUGGCGGCGGAGAGCUGCAAGGCGGACGUGGUGGAGCUGCUGCUGUCGCACGCCGAAUGUGACCCGCACAGCCGCAUCGAGGCCCUGGAGCUGCUGGGUGCCUCGUUCGCCAACGACCGGGAGAACUAUGACAUCCUCAAGACCUACCACUACCUCUACCUGGCCAUGCUGGAGCGCCACCGCGAUGUCGGCGCGCUCAUCGCCAAGGAGCUACUGCCGCCCAUCGAGGCCUACGGCGGUAGGGGCGAGUGCCGCACCCCGCAGGAGCUGGAGGCCAUCCGGACGGACCGCAAUGCGCUGCACAUGGAGGGCCUGAUGGUGCGCGAGCGCAUCCUGGGCUCGGACAACAUCGACGUGUCUCACCCCAUCAUCUACCGGGGUGCCGUGUAUGCCGACAACAUGGAGUUCGACCAGUGCAUCAAGCUGUGGCUGCACGCGCUGCUCCUGCGCCAGAAGGGCAACCGCAACACGCAUAAGGACCUGCUGCGCUUCGCCCAAGUCUUCUCCCAGAUGGUGCACCUGAAGGAGCCGGUGGGGGCAGAGCCGGUGAAGCAGGUGCUGCGCUGCAGCGUGCUGGAGAUCCAGAGGAGCAUGGCCAGGGUGGAAGCAGCACCUGAGGCCGAGCUUCACACGGCUAUGGACAACUACGAGUCCAACGUGUUCACCUUCCUCUACCUGGUGUGCAUCAGCACCAAGACAGUGUGCGGCGAGGAGGAGCGCGCCCUUCUCAACAAGCAGAUCUACAACCUGAUCCAGCUGGACCCGCGCUCGCGGGAGGGCUCGUCUCUCCUGCACCUGGCCAUCAGCUCCAGCACCCCAGUGGACGACUUCCACACCAACGACGUGUGCAGCUUCCCCAACGCGCAAGUAACCAAGCUGCUGCUGGACUGCGGCGCGCAGGUGAACGCAGUGGACCACGAGGGCAACAGUCCGCUGCACAUCAUCGUGCAGUACAACCGGCCCAUCAGCGACUUCCUGACGCUGCACGCCAUCAUCAUCAGCCUGGUGGAGGCGGGUGCCCACACUGACAUGACCAACAAGCAAAAGAAGACGCCGCUGGACAAGAGCACCACGGGUGUGUCGGAGAUCCUGCUCAAGACCCAGAUGAAGAUGAGCCUCAAGUGCCUGGCGUCGCGGGCCGUGCGCCAGCACCAAAUCACAUACCGCAACCAGAUCCCUAAGACUCUGGAGGAGUUUGUGGAGUUCCACUGA
This is a messenger RNA of Coregonus sp. 'balchen', 2041 nucleotides long. The record is from the annotation of a GenBank genome assembly. NCBI's taxonomy places the organism in Eukaryota, Metazoa, Chordata, Actinopteri, Salmoniformes, Salmonidae.